This is a messenger RNA of Exophiala oligosperma, 1265 nucleotides long. RefSeq lists its product as uncharacterized. The transcript has a single exon. Bases 41 to 997 code for a protein of 318 amino acids. The record is from RefSeq and is a predicted model, not a curated record. NCBI's taxonomy places the organism in Eukaryota, Fungi, Ascomycota, Eurotiomycetes, Chaetothyriales, Herpotrichiellaceae.
CAACGCUGACGAUUCUGUGCGCGGUGAACAGCACCCGCCAAUGCCUCUCCAUCUUCUCGGAAAGAAAUCAUGGAACGUCUACAAUCCCGCCAAUAUCGAAAGAGUUCGUCGAGAUGAAGCCGAAGCAAAACGUCACGAAGAAGAACAAGAGGCGAGACAACGAGAUGAUGAAUCCGAUAACAGGCUGCGCCUCCUGCGCGGCGAGGCUUCUCUUCUGCAAGACCCCGGGUCUCGGAUAGACCUACACUCCUCCUCCUCCCCCUCGUACAAGCGUAAACGCAAGCUUCCCGGGGAGGACGACACCGAUCGAGAUAUUCGUCUGGCCAAGCAGCCCGACGUGAGGCGCAUAGACAAGCUGGUUGAUGCAAAGGGGAACUUCUCGCUGAUUCCCGUGCCAGAAUCCUCAAACAAGAAGGCGCGUGUAGAUGAGGACCCUUUCACAGUUUACCUCUCACAUGCUGCAGGUAAGGGUAAGAAUUCGGGAGACAAGCCCUGGUAUAGUAGCACACCUGGAGCCGAGGCGGGGCCGCCGACUCGAGACUCAUGGGGCAACGACUCCCCUCGGCGGCAGGAGCGUGAAGCAGCGCGUGUUGCAGCGAAUGAUCCUCUGGCUGCGAUGAAGAAGGGCGUGAAACAGCUCAGAGAAGCGGAGAGGCAUAGAAAAGAAUGGAUGGAUCAGCGGGAGCGAGAUCUGAGAGAAGUUGAGGAUCUCGCCAGGCAGAGGAGACGAGGGCGACGAAAGAGGGAUGAUCUCCAGAAAGAUGACGAUCUGGACAGUCUCGAUGACUUUGAUCUGGAUCAAGGGUAUCCAAAGGACAGCGGUCGUGAUGACAACGACGAUCAUGGACCGAGACAGAGCCGUGAACACAAGCAUCAUCACCAUCACCGACACCGCCGUCAUCAUCGUAGCCGUCUUGAGGUUGAGGACGACUAUGAUGCCCGAGAACGACCCAAAAGGGAGCGAGCUCGGAUUGAUCAUGAUCGCCGACGAUCGUGAACCGGUUAGGAUGAGCCCUCGUCCUGCCUGGAGCAGCACUCGCAUAAAGCACAAUCAUAUUCCCAUGAUCGCUCAAAGCGUCGAACAGAAUGAUCCAUUGAAGCUCUACCGAAAGGAAAUACACAUUACGAAUUAGUCUCGGUCAGUACAACAACAGCGAACACCCAGCGCCAGUUCCCCGCCCCAUUCUGUCUCUUUUCUAAAGGAUGUCUAUACGAACACAACUCUCAUUUCUCUUCAUGCAUCACCCAAACCCCAACGCCCUUUC